UCUUAUCAGUUACACAUAGAUAUCGGUCCAGUCAUAUCGCCACUCUCCCGUCAGCUCGGCCCCCAACGACCCGCAUCCUUUCGGAUAUCUUCCGAAACGACCACCCUAAACCGGGUGCAACGACAUCACUCACAUCAGAAACGUGCAUAUCAUCACACAAACCUAACCCAUCCAAUCCAUUCAACAUGAUCACCCCCAUCACCAUCCCCAUAUUAUCCUCACCCUCACCCUCAUCCUCGCCAAGCCCCAACUCAGAAACCCAACCCGCGGCUCCCAACCUCGAAAUCCACCCCCUCCCCUCUCACACCUCCGGCCUUCUCCUCCGCGUCAUCCCCCCUCCAUCCCCUCCCAACUUCCAAAAUGGAAACCCGGACUUCCACCAUGUCCCCUGCGACAUCGUCCUAGCCAUCGACGUCUCAGGCAGCAUGUCGGCCGACGCCCCGGUGCCCACCACCACCACCACUUCUUCUUCAGACUACACAAACGAACAACAGCCAGAACACAACGGCCUCUCAGUCCUAGACCUAGUCAAGCACGCCGCGCGCACCAUCGCCUCCACGCUCAACUCGUCCGACCGCCUAGGCAUCGUCACCUUCUCCACCGAGGCCAAAGUCCUGCAACCCUUGAUACCGAUGACGGCGCUCAACAAGAAGAAAACAGAGAGGAAUCUGGGGGGGAUGCAACCUUCUAGCGCGACGAAUUUGUGGGGAGGGAUAGUGGAGGGGUUGAAACUUUUUGGUUCUACUGAAAGUGGGAGUACCACCGGAAGGGUGCCGGCCCUGAUGGUCCUGACGGAUGGCAUGCCGAAUCACAUGUGUCCGGCGCAGGGGUACGUGGCGAAGCUGAGGGCGAUGGAAAGGUUGCCGGCGGCGAUUCAUACGUUUGGGUUUGGGUAUAGUUUGCGGAGUGGGCUGUUGAAGAGUGUGGCGGAGAUUGGAGGGGGUGGUUACUCGUUUAUUCCGGAUGCGGGGAUGAUUGGUACUGUGUUCGUUCAUUCGGUUGCGAACCUCCAGUCGACGUUUGCGAACAAUGUCGUCUUACGCCUUACCUACCCCAAGUACUUGGGUCUCAAGGAGACGACGGGGCAGUCGGUGGACAAGGUAGAGCCUGUCGAGCUCGAAAAGGGGGAUGUUGACCAAGGCUCCCAGCUCGAAAAGAGGGAUGAUGACGAAGGCUCCUCAAUGCAGCUUACCCUCAAUCUUAGCACCCUUCAAUACGGCCAGUCACGCGACAUCUUCCUCCGUUACGACAGCAAAGCGCAGGAAGCUAUAACCGACGGGUUCGACUUCGAAUCCCCUCCCUCAGUGCUUGCCACGCUCGACUACCAACACUUCACCAACAUCACCAACACCCUCAUUUCCGAAUGCGAAGACAUCUUCCGACCCAAUCCCCAAGUCAAGCAGCUCACCCCCGCGCAAACCGCCUACCACGUCUCCCGCUCCGCCCUCAUCUCCUUCCUCUCCUCCCUCUACCCCCUCCGCCGCGACGGCGAACACCAACCGCGCUUUUUCGCCCGCAGCCUCGCCACCUCCCUGCAAUCCCUCCUUUCCACCCUGCCCGCCGCCCAACCCGCCUUCGCCUCCGACCCCCAGUGCCGCUCGCUAGUCCAAGACCUCACCGGCAGCACGGCCUCCAUCAACGACCCGAACCAAGACGGCCAGGUAGCCCUGGCCCUGACCAACAUGGACUUUUACAACCGCUGGGGCAUCCACUACCUGCCCUCUCUCGCGGGCGCGCACGCCAGGCAGGUGUGCAACAGCUUCAAGGACCCCGGCCCCCUGAUGUACGGUGCGGACAGCCCGCUGUUCGUCAUGUGUCGAGACAGGCUGGAUGCGGCGUUUGAUUCGCUGCCGGCGCCGAAGCCGAGUAGGACCACGGGGUUCCAGGGCGAGAUUAGCAUGCGGGCGUAUAAUAGGAGUGGAAAUCCUUGCUUUGCUGGGGAGAUGAGGGUGAGGGUUGGUGUUGUUGAAGAUGAGGUUGGGGAUAGUGAUCAGUUGGUAACAAAGGAUAUUGAGAUUAGUGGGCUGCGGAAGGGAAUGAUGGUGCAGACGCCAAAGGGGUCUAGGAAGGUAAGAGCUGUUCUGAAGACGACUGUUGAGAAUGAAAACAUGUGCUUGGUUAGGGCCAAGGAUGAAGGGGCAGGAUCGCUGCUGGUUACGCCGUGGCAUCCAAUUUCGCUUGAUGGGAAGAGCUGGACGUUCCCGAGGGAUAUUGCCCAUGGCGAUACCGUCACGUACACUGGGGAUAUUUACUCGGUCCUGCUGCAGUAUGAUCCGGAUGUGGACGCCCACGCCAUCAUGGUUGAGGGCCUGUGGGGAGUCACGCUAGGCCAUGGACUGACGGGAACGGGAGAGGGUGUGGUGAAUGGCGAUGAAGAUGUGAGGACGCAUCGCUUCUUAGGUGACUAUGACCUUGUGGUUCAGAGUCUGGCCAAGUUGCAGUGCAGCGGAGACGGGUUGGUGAUGGGAGGAGGUGUGAAGAGAGACUGGCAGACUGGUCUCGUCAAUGGGUUUCACAUGAGGCCACAGCCUGUGCCGAGUGGCACCUUGUACCUGCCUCCAAGAAGGGUAGAGUUGCUCGCUUGAGCAGUGAUUUCUUGGGUGGGAAGUUAUCGGUUCAUAACUGGAGUUUGGGAAAGUGGUAAAAAUAGAAGCAUGACAAUGAGCUAGACUCUUGAAAAAAAAAACACUUUGUUGAGUGUCUCCCCGGGUGUCAAGGCUGC
This is a messenger RNA of Neurospora tetraspora, 2722 nucleotides long. Its product is annotated as hint-domain-containing protein. Bases 186 to 2585 code for a protein of 799 amino acids. NCBI's taxonomy places the organism in Eukaryota, Fungi, Ascomycota, Sordariomycetes, Sordariales, Sordariaceae. The record is from RefSeq and is a predicted model, not a curated record. The transcript has 2 exons.